CUGGAAUCACUGCUUGGCAACGGAUCGAGGAAGAAAUGAUGGCAUGAUUUUGACAACAUGAAAAAGAAAAAGUGCGGAGGAAUAUUGUUGCACUGCUUCUGAAAUCACCAUAUGAAGGUGGAGAAAGACUGACUGGAGAGAGAGUUGAGGAGCAGAGCACAAACAAAUCUGCUGGAGCCUGGUUGCCAUGGAUCCCCCUCCCUCUCUGAGUCUGGCCCUUCUCAGUGGGAGCGAAGACGAAGAGCAACAUCUGCCCCUCCCUCUCGGUGGUCUCUCCCAUGCUUCCCUUUCUGGCAACUACCCUGGGACCAACCACUCGAAUCACACGGGAGGCAACAGCAGCCUGGAGCGUCUCAAUGGCACUCCGUCACCCACCACGCCGAACCUUCCCCCGGCAUCGCUGCCCAAGUUGCCCCUGUCCACGACACCCCAGCUGUCCACACCAAUCCCCAACGCGCUCCACCCCACCAGCACCCCGCUCUCCUCCUGCCUGGGCAGCCAACAUAGUCUGAGUGGGGAGACUUCGCCUGUCUACAAUGCGCUGUUCUACUCCUCUCAUUCGCCUUCCACUGAGCGAGAGCGAGAGAGGGGAUGUAAGCACAGGCAGGCCAGUCCGCUGGUGCACAGGCGGGACAGUAACCCCUUUACCGAGAUCGCCAUGAGCUCGUGCAAGUACAGCGGCGGCGUGAUGAAGCCGCUCAGCCGCCUCAGUGCCUCCCGCCGUAACCUCAUUGAGUCCGACAGCGGAAGUGACACCAAAGAGGGCGGGGCGAGUGCGAGCCAGGCAACCACGGCCUCCUCUCAACACAGUCAGUCCCAAUCCCAGAACCCCCCAGAGAUCGUUAUCUCCUCAAAAGAGGAUCCACCUUACGGACACGCUUACGAACUCGAGGCCUCGGCCAAUCAAAUGUCCAUCUACCACCAGAACCAUGCCCUCUCUGAGAGCAGGGGUGUGCUGGGUGGCGUGGCAGGGGGUGGGACUAAUGGAAGGAGGGGCGGUGCUGUCGUGGGAGGCCCGGGGAGGACCGCUUCCAAAGCCCCUAAACGUAAGAAUCAGAACAUUGGCUACAAACUAGGCCACAGGAGGGCGCUGUUCGAAAAGAGGAAGAGACUUAGUGACUAUGCGCUCAUAUUCGGCAUGUUUGGCAUUGUUGUCAUGGUGAUAGAGACCGAGCUGUCCUGGGGUGUCUACACUAAGAGCUCCAUGUAUUCACUGGCACUGAAGUGUCUUAUCAGCCUUUCCACCGUCAUUCUUCUUGGACUAAUCAUCGCUUACCAUGCUCGAGAGGUGCAGCUCUUCGUUAUUGACAAUGGUGCGGACGACUGGCGGAUCGCCAUGACCAUAGAGCGAGUGCUGCUUAUCGCUCUGGAGCUGAUUGUUUCGGCGGUUCACCCGGUACCAGGGGACUUCAAGUUCAUGUGGCGGGCGCGGCUGGCCUUCUCCUACGCUCCCUCGCAGGCGGAGGCAGAUCUAGACAUGGUGCUAUCUGUACCCAUGUUCCUUAGACUCUACCUCAUCGCCCGAGUCAUGCUGCUACAUAGCAAGCUCUUCACCGACGCCUCCUCCCGCAGCAUAGGGGCACUCAACAAGGUGCACUUUAACACACGGUUUGUGAUGAAGACCCUGAUGACCAUAUGCCCGGGCACGGUGCUGCUGGUCUUCAGUAUCUCCCUGUGGAUCAUCGCUGCCUGGACCGUAAGAGUGUGUGAGAGGUACCAUGAUGCUCAGGAUGUGACCAGUAAUUUUUUGGGUGCAAUGUGGCUCAUCUCCAUCACCUUCCUCUCCAUUGGAUACGGAGACAUGGUGCCUCACACCUACUGUGGCAAGGGAGUGUGUCUGCUCACAGGAAUUAUGGGAGCAGGAUGCACUGCAUUGGUUGUUGCCGUGGUAGCCAGGAAGCUUGAAUUGACAAAGGCGGAGAAGCAUGUGCACAACUUUAUGAUGGACACACAGCUCACCAAACGGAUAAAGAACGCAGCAGCGAAUGUUCUACGAGAGACUUGGCUGAUAUACAAGCACACCAAACUGAUGAAGAAAAUUGACCACUCCCGCGUACGCAAGCAUCAGAGGAAGUUCCUCCAAGCCAUUCACCAAUUGCGAAGUGUUAAAAUGGAGCAGAGAAAACUCAGUGAUCAAGCCAAUACUCUGGUGGACUUAUCAAAGAUGCAGAGCGUCAUGUAUGAGCUGAUGUCUGAGCUGAACGACCGCAGUGAGGAUCUGGAGAGGCAGAUGUUAAGUCUGGAGCAGCGGGUGGAGCAGCUGACGGCCGGCUUUAACGUUCUGCCCGCUCAUUUGUCGGCCACGCUCAGCGCCCAGCACGCCACGCUCAUUCAACUAUUGCGUGAGCGUGAUGCCAAGGUCCUGAGCCCCACUGUGCCCUCUGUGCUCUCACCCACCGCUGCCAGCCUGCCUCUAGCCAACCCCCCCUCCGGCUCUGGCUCCGUCCCUGUCCCGACUCAGCCCACCGAGGACAGUCCCAACACCAGCAGCUCCAGCUGCUGAGAGCUCUGGUGCGGGAAGUUCCCUCCGGGGUGGAGAGAACUUGGAUUAGUCGAAACGAAGAGAUGACAUAACCAUACACACGCAUU
Molecule: messenger RNA, 2589 nt
Organism: Sinocyclocheilus rhinocerous
Lineage: Eukaryota; Metazoa; Chordata; Actinopteri; Cypriniformes; Cyprinidae
Product: small conductance calcium-activated potassium channel protein 2-like
Exons: 10
Coding region: 188-2503 (771 amino acids)
Biological process (GO): potassium ion transport
Cellular component (GO): membrane
Molecular function (GO): calmodulin binding; small conductance calcium-activated potassium channel activity
Source: RefSeq, a predicted model, not a curated record